Molecule: messenger RNA, 2007 nt
Organism: Penicilliopsis zonata CBS 506.65
Lineage: Eukaryota; Fungi; Ascomycota; Eurotiomycetes; Eurotiales; Aspergillaceae
Exons: 2
Coding region: 225-1913 (562 amino acids)
Biological process (GO): L-glutamate catabolic process
Cellular component (GO): cytosol
Molecular function (GO): glutamate decarboxylase activity; pyridoxal phosphate binding
Source: RefSeq, a predicted model, not a curated record
AUUAUAAAUAGUUUGAUGAAUCCUAACAUCUCAUAAUAUACGACAAACAUUUGCCUGGCAAGGAUCCUGAUUACGAGGCCCAUGAUGUCAUCGGCUGCUACAAAAGCUUCCCCUCUUCACCUUCACUUCCUCUUCACUUCUUUCUUUCAUCCAUUGUACAUUCAUCAACUACAUUCAUCAGUUACAGAGUUAUCCGUUGUUCGAAUUUGUCAUAUAUUAUCAAAAUGGCUCUUGCAAAGCAUAUCGACGCCGACGAGCUUGUCGCCAAAUUGCACGACGCCCCUCACACCCAGCGCGGCAAGCAUGUCCACGCUGCUAGAGCUGCAAGAGUAGCAGCAGCAGGAAGCGGAGGCGGAGGAAGCCAAGGCGACAACGAUAUCCAUCCGUACGCGAGCCGGUACGCGUCGCAGCAGGCGUUGACGAAGCACCGGAUCCCGAAGGACGGCGCCCCCGCAGACGCGGUACACCAGAUGCUCAAGGAUGAGCUAGACCUCGAUGGCCGGCCAAACCUGAACCUGGCGAGCUUUGUGGGGACGUACAUGGAGCGCGAGGCGGAGCAGCUAAUCAUCGAGAACCUGAGCAAGAACAUGUCCGACUGCGACGAGUACCCGGCCAUGAUGGACAUGCAUGCGCGGUGCGUGAGCAUCAUCGCGCACCUGUGGGGGGCGCAGAAGGGGGAGACGCCGAUCGGGACGGCGACCACGGGCUCCUCCGAGGCGAUCCAUCUCGGCGGGCUGGCGAUGAAACGCAGAUGGCAGGAGAAGCGGAUGGCGGAGGGUAAAGACACCACCAAGCCGAACAUUCUGAUGGGCGCCAACGCGCAGGUCGCGCUCGAGAAAUUCGCCCGAUACUUUGAGGUCGAGGCCCGCAUUCUGCCUGUCAGCGAGGGCAGUCGGUACCGACUUGAUCCGGCGCUGGUGCGCGAGCAGCUGGACGAGAACACCAUCGGCGUGUUUGUCAUCCUCGGCAGCACGUACACGGGCCACUACGAGCCCGUCGAGGAGAUCUCACGCAUCCUGGACGACUUCGAGGCCGAGACGGGCGUCGACGUGCCCAUCCACGUCGACGGAGCCAGCGGCGGCUUCAUCGCCCCCUUCACUUACGCGGGUGCCGGCUUCAAGUGGAACUUUGAGUUGCCGCGGGUCAAAUCGAUCAAUGUCUCCGGUCACAAGUUUGGCCUCGUCUACGCAGGUGUGGGUUGGAUCAUCUGGCGUGACGAGAGCCAGCUGCCCAAGCAUCUCGUCUUCGAACUGCACUACCUGGGUGGCACGGAGGAGUCGUACACGCUGAAUUUCUCCCGCCCGGGCGCUCAGGUGAUCGGACAGUACUUUAUGCUCGAGCAUCUGGGGUUCAACGGGUACCGAGCCGUGAUGGAGAACGCACUCGCCAACGCGCGACUGCUGUCUCGCGCGCUGGAAGCCACGGGCUGGUACCGCUGUGUGAGCGACAUCCACCGGAAGAAGGGCGACUUUGCAUACGACGCCACGAAGGUGGACACGCCUUUCCUUGCCAGCGAACGCUCCGAUGCGUAUAACGCCGGGUUACCCGUCGUGGCAUUCACGCUGACGGACGACUUCCACGCCAAACACCCGAAUAUCAAACAGGCGGCCAUCUCCAACCUCCUCCGCGCAAAGCAGUACAUCAUCCCGAAUUACCCGCUGCCGCCGAACGAGGAGAAGACGGAGAUCUUGCGCGUGGUGGUCCGCGAGUCGCACAACCUCGACCUGAUCGACCGUCUCAUCGCGGAUAUCUGCAGCGUCACGCAGGCGCUGAUUGAUAACGAGGUCCCGGAUCUCAGCGCGUGGCAGCCGUUCAGCCAUAGCGUGGAGAAGGAGCAUCAGAGUCUGGGGCAGAAGGAUCCUAGGAAGGCUAAACGGCCGAUGAGUGAGGGGAUUCAUCGUGGUGUUUGCUAGACACUAUACCUGGCGGUAGAAUAACAUAGCUAUAAAUAUACAGCUAUUCAGCUAGCAGUCUACAUACACUGAUCACUGAGUAGAUCGUUUUAUA